Molecule: messenger RNA, 948 nt
Organism: Gadus chalcogrammus (walleye pollock)
Lineage: Eukaryota; Metazoa; Chordata; Actinopteri; Gadiformes; Gadidae
Gene: ch25hl2
Product: cholesterol 25-hydroxylase like 2
Exons: 3
Coding region: 1-948 (315 amino acids)
Biological process (GO): sterol biosynthetic process; cholesterol metabolic process
Molecular function (GO): iron ion binding; steroid hydroxylase activity; C-4 methylsterol oxidase activity
Source: RefSeq, a predicted model, not a curated record
AUGAGCAGCAGCAGGGCGCUCCGCAGCAGCCCGGACGAUCCGUCCUGGGUGCUGGACCUCGGCAACCUGACCGCCGCCCUGCUCCCCGAGGGCUUGGUCCUGCAGCCCGUGUGGGACCACCUCCAGCAGCACCAUCAGCCCCUCCUGCGCAGCCCGCUGUUUCCCGUGGUGCUGUCCGUGUCCACCUACUUCGUCCUGGUGGGUCUGUACACCGGCCUGGACCUGUUGGCGCCCACCUGGCCCUGCGUCAACCGCUACAAGCUGCACCCGCAGCGCCCCGUCACCUCGGCCCACGUCUGCUCCACGCUGGGCGUGACGCUCUACAACCACCUCGUGUACAUCUUCCCGGCCGCAGUGGCCCAGUGGCUGUGGCGGCCGGCCACUGGGCUGCCGCGCCAGGCGCCCACCCUCUGGGAGUUCCUGCUGGGGAUCCUGGGCUGCACCGUGGUCUUUGACUUCCAGUACUACCUGUGGCACCUGCUGCACCACAGGGUGCCCUGGCUGUACCGGACGUUCCACGCCGUACACCACCAGUACAGCCAGCCGUUCAGCCUGGUCACCCAGCACCUGUCUGGCUGGGAGCUGUUCAGCGUGGGCUUCUGGGCCACGGUGGACCCCGUCCUGCUGCGCUGCCACUGCCUCACCGCCUGGGGCUUCAUGGUGUUCAACAUCUACGUGUCCACCGAGGACCACUGCGGCUACGACUUCCCCUGGGCCAUGCACCGCCUGGUGCCCUUCGGCCUGUGGGGCGGCGCCCCCAAGCACGACGCCCACCACCAGAAGCCCGCCACUAACUUUGCUCCUUUCUUCUCCCACUGGGACUGGCUGGGGGGAACCAAUACCUCCACCACCAGCAGCACCCUCUCAGGAACCACCCCCACCCUCACACAUUCUUGUUUUUACCUGCUCAUCACCACCAGCAGUUUCUACGAUACCACGGUCACCUAA